Messenger RNA from Funneliformis mosseae, 654 nucleotides. NCBI's taxonomy places the organism in Eukaryota, Fungi, Glomeromycota, Glomeromycetes, Glomerales, Glomeraceae. The record is from the annotation of a GenBank genome assembly.
UUCUUACUAGCAUUACUGAAUGCAAACAACAUUUCCAGUGUUUUACUAAGGUUAAUGUCUUCUGACAAUGCAUGUCUUAUAAGUAUAAUUGACGACCAAGUUAUUUUAUCCAGAAUAACUAUGAUUGGGACAAAUGAAACCGGAUUACAGAUAAUAUCAGAAUCAUUAUUGCAUCAAGCCGAAAAUUGCUAUACAUUAUAUCAAAUAUACUUUCGUGAUGGGAUAUGGAGACAUAUUGUGAAUAAGAAAGUGAGACCUAAAGUCCCACUUGAGAAAAGUCAAGGGUCUGUCCCAAAAAAAUUACCAGGUGCUAGUACAGUUAGCAAAGAUAACCUAUCGGUCAAAUCUCAAAUAGGUGUACCAUCCACAUCUUCCUCUGAUCAAAUUAGUAAAUCUAACAAAUCCAGACUCCUGAUUUCUAUCUUGCCUGAAGAUCUCGAAGAGAAACGAAAACAUAUCAUUGGGUUAGUGUUAGAGCGUUUUCCUUAUCUAUCUUUGAGGUAUAGUAAGAGUUAUGGCGAUAGAUUUGUGUUUAAUAGUUCAGUACCUUGCCCCAUAUGUAAUAAAGAUCACGAAGGCGAAAAUAUAAAGAAUGAUAUAAAGGGUGGAUGGGGUUCUGGCAUGUAUUUUGGAGAAACGGGCUUAUUACCUUGA